This is a messenger RNA of Hemisphaericaspora subhashii, 1008 nucleotides long. It is a transcript of the gene MNT3, whose product is annotated as Mnt3p. Bases 1 to 1008 code for a protein of 335 amino acids. Gene Ontology annotation, cellular component: membrane; Golgi apparatus. NCBI's taxonomy places the organism in Eukaryota, Fungi, Ascomycota, Pichiomycetes, Serinales, Debaryomycetaceae. Gene Ontology annotation, biological process: protein O-linked glycosylation; protein N-linked glycosylation; cell wall mannoprotein biosynthetic process. The record is from RefSeq and is a predicted model, not a curated record. Gene Ontology annotation, molecular function: alpha-1,2-mannosyltransferase activity. The transcript has a single exon.
AUGAACCAUGAGGUUGAUAAUGAUUCCCAAAUCGCAUCUCAAUUAAUCACUAUAAUCAAAGGUCCAGUAUAUAAUUCUCGAGAAAAUGCAACCUUUUUAAUAUUAUGUCGUAAUUCCGAUAUAUUCACCACCCUAGAAACAAUUCAAAAUAUUCAAGAUCGUUUCAAUAACAAAUUCAAUUAUGAUUAUACAUUCCUAAAUGAUGAACCAUUUACUGAUGAAUUCAUCUAUCUCAUAAGUUCAUACAUACCCAAAGGUAAUAUCAACUUUGGAUCAAUUCCACCUGCUCAUUGGUCAUAUCCUGAUCAUAUUGACCAAUCUAAGGCUCAGAGAAUACGACAGAAUUAUGCGGAUAUUCCAUAUGGUGAUUCGGAAAGUUAUAGACAUAUGUGUAGAUAUUAUUCUGGAUUCUUUUAUAAACAUCCAUUAGUUCACAAAUAUCAAUAUUAUUGGAGAAUUGAACCUGGAAUAAAAUAUUAUUGUGAUAUCGAUUAUGAUUUAUUCAAAUAUAUGAGAGUGAAUGAUAUAAGAUAUUCAUUUGUGAUUUCACUUUUUGAAUAUUCAGAAACUAUACCCACAUUAUGGAACCAUGUUCAAAAAUAUAUCAUGCACGAACAUCUCGAAUCUCUGGAAUUGCUCCCAUUAUUACUUAAUAAUCACAAUUGGUAUAAUCUUUGUCAUUUUUGGUCCAAUUUCGAAAUCGCCAAUUUAGAUAUCUACACUGAUGCAAAAUAUGAACAUUUCUUUAAUUAUUUAGAUCAAAUUGGAGGAUUUUAUUAUGAAAGAUGGGGAGAUGCCCCGAUUCAUUCAAUUGCCAUUAGUUUAUUUUUAAAGAAACAUGAAAUUCAUUGGUUUGAUGAUAUUGGCUAUUAUCAUGCUCCAUAUUUACAAUGUCCUCAGGAUCCUAAUGUUUAUAUUAAAAGACGAUGUUCUUGUGAUCCGGAUGAGGAUUUUACUGACAGUUAUUUGAGUUGUACAAAUCAUUUCUUGAAUGUUCUUGCUAGCUGA